Molecule: messenger RNA, 5410 nt
Organism: Dipodomys spectabilis (banner-tailed kangaroo rat)
Lineage: Eukaryota; Metazoa; Chordata; Mammalia; Rodentia; Heteromyidae
Gene: Ube4b
Product: ubiquitination factor E4B
Exons: 28
Coding region: 227-4159 (1310 amino acids)
Biological process (GO): protein polyubiquitination
Cellular component (GO): nucleus; ubiquitin ligase complex; cytoplasm
Molecular function (GO): ubiquitin-ubiquitin ligase activity
Source: RefSeq, a predicted model, not a curated record
CGUAGGAGUCUCUGGGGCGCUUGGAGCGACAGAAGCAAAGGCAAUCCAGUGCCUCGUGUUCUUCUUCUUUUUUUUUAACCUCUGACUAUGCAAUUCUGAAACCUCCCCCAUACGGGGGACCAGACAGCUUGAUAGACAGACACCUUCCACUCUCCUUGCUCCCGCCCUGGUCUCGAGAACCGAAGGAUCUCUCUCCCCAACGCCUUUCACCAUUAAGAGGAAAGCGAUGGAGGAGCUCAGCGCUGACGAGAUUCGGCGGAGGCGUCUGGCGCGACUUGCUGGUGGACAGACUUCCCAGCCAACUACCCCACUUACCUCUCCCCAGAGGGAGAACCCUCCUGGGCCUCCAAUAGCAGCAUCAGCUCCAGGCCCUUCCCAGAGUCUUGGUCUCAAUGUCCACAACAUGACCCCAGCUACCUCCCCGAUAGGUGCAGCAGGAGUCGCCCAUCGGAGCCAGAGCAGUGAGGGAGUUAGUUCUCUCAGCAGCUCACCUUCCAACAGCCUUGAGACGCAAUCUCAGUCCCUCUCACGUUCCCAGAGCAUGGAUAUCGACGGUGUCUCUUGUGAGAAAAGCAUGUCCCAGGUGGAUGUGGAUUCAGGAAUUGAAAAUAUGGAGGUUGAUGAAAACGACCGAAGAGAAAAAAGGAGCCUCAGCGACAAGGAGCUUUCUUCAGGCCCUGAAGUAUCCGAAGAGCAGGCCUUACAGCUGGUCUGUAAGAUCUUUCGUGUCUCUUGGAAGGACCGGGACAGAGAUGUCAUCUUUCUUUCUUCUCUUUCUGCUCAGUUUAAGCAGAACCCAAAGGAAGUGUUCUCUGACUUUAAGGAUUUGAUUGGCCAGAUUUUAAUGGAAGUGCUAAUGAUGUCCACUCAGACUCGAGAUGAAAAUCCAUUUGCCAGUCUGACAGCCACGUCACAGCCCAUUGCAGCUGCAGCGCGGUCACCAGAUAGAAAUCUCAUGUUGAACACUGGCUCCAAUUCGGGAACAAGCCCCAUGUUCUGCAACUUGGGAUCCUUCAGUGCCAGCUCAUUAUCUAGCCUCUAUGAAACUAGCCCAGCUCCCACUUCCAGUUUCUGGAGCUCUGUGCCAGUGCUGAGUCCAUCUUUUGCCUCACCUCCCCGUGCAGCCAGCCACAUGGCUGUGUCUUCCACCUCCCUCAGUCCUCAUAGUGUGGCUUCUGGACCUGCUGCGGGAAGCCAGCCCUCGUCCCCGCGCUAUCGGCCCUAUACUGUCACACAUCCAGGGGGGUCUUCUCCCUGCCCUGUCCCACGGUCCUCAGGCACUUCCACUCUAUCUGGAGCCCCAAAUCUCCCUGCCUUUGCAAGUAGCCCCCAAGCUGUGCCUGCCAGCAAUUCCAGACAGAGGCCCAGCAGCGUGGGCCCAGCUCUCUCACCUGCCUCACCCCGUGCUGCAAGCAGACGGCCCUCCUCCCUGCGGAUCUCUCCUAGUUUGGGAGCCUCUGGUGGAGCAAGUAAUUGGGAUUCCUACAGUGACCAUUUCACCAUUGAAACCUGCAAGGAGACAGAUAUGCUGAACUACCUCAUCGAAUGCUUUGACCGAGUUGGAAUAGAAGAAAAAAAAGCACCAAAGAUGUGCAGCCAGCCAGCAGUCAGCCAGCUCCUGAGCAACAUCCGCUCACAAUGCAUAUCGCACACCGCAUUAGUACUCCAAGGUUCCCUAACACAGCCUAGAUCCAUGCAGCAGCCGUCCUUCCUUGUGCCCUACAUGCUGUGCAGGAAUCUCCCAUACGGCUUUAUUCAAGAACUGGUGAGGACCACUCAUCAGGAUGAAGAAGUGUUCAAGCAGAUCUUUAUUCCCAUUUUACAAGGCCUGGCUCUUGCUGCCAAAGAGUGCUCACUUGAUAGUGACUACUUUAAAUACCCUCUUAUGGCAUUAGGUGAACUCUGUGAAACUAAGUUUGGAAAGACACACCCUGUGUGUAAUUUGGUUGCCUCUUUGCCCUUGUGGUUGCCGAAGUCCUUAAGCCCUGGCUCCGGGAGGGAGCUGCAGAGACUGUCUUACCUGGGGGCCUUCUUUAGCUUCUCAGUCUUUGCAGAAGAUGAUGCUAAAGUGGUAGAAAAAUAUUUCUCAGGUCCUGCCAUUACCCUGGAAAACACCCGUGUGGUCAGCCAAUCACUACAGCAUUACUUGGAGUUGGGAAGGCAAGAGCUUUUCAAGAUUCUGCAUAGCGUUCUGUUGAAUGGUGAAACCCGUGAAGCUGCCCUGGGUUACAUGGCAGCUGUCGUCAAUGCCAAUAUAAAGAAAGCACAGAUGCAGACAGAUGAUAGAUUGGUAUCUACAGAUGGAUUUAUGCUCAAUUUCCUUUGGGUACUACAGCAGCUAAGUACAAAAAUCAAGUUAGAAACAGUUGAUCCCACAUAUAUAUUCCACCCAAGAUGUCGGAUUACACUCCCCAAUGAUGAGACGCGAGUGAAUGCAACAAUGGAGGAUGUGAACGACUGGCUGAGUGAACUUUAUGGAGACCAGCCUCCAUUUUCUGAGCCAAAAUUCCCCACAGAAUGCUUCUUUCUCACCCUACAUGCCCACCACCUCUCUAUUCUGCCCAGUUGUCGUCGCUACAUCCGCAGACUCCGCGCCAUCCGGGAGCUGAAUAGGACUGUAGAAGAUUUGAAAAAUAAUGAAAGCCAGUGGAAAGAUUCUCCCCUGGCAACUAGACAUCGUGAAAUGUUGAAACGCUGUAAAACUCAGCUGAAGAAACUGGUACGGUGCAAGGCCUGUGCUGACGCUGGCUUACUUGACGAGAGCUUCCUGAGAAGAUGUCUGAAUUUUUAUGGCCUUCUCAUUCAGCUGCUGCUCCGCAUCCUGGACCCUGCAUACCCCGACAUAACACUGCCUUUAAAUUCAGAUGUCCCCAAGGUAUUUGCAGCGUUGCCUGAGUUUUAUGUAGAAGAUGUUGCUGAAUUUUUAUUUUUUAUUGUUCAAUACUCUCCUCAGGUGCUUUAUGAGCCCUGUACUCAGGAUAUUGUGAUGUUCCUCGUUGUGAUGUUGUGCAACCAGAACUACAUCCGGAAUCCAUACCUAGUGGCCAAACUGGUAGAAGUUAUGUUUAUGACCAACCCUGCUGUCCAGCCACGAACCCAGAAAUUUUUUGAGAUGAUUGAGAACCAUCCUCUCUCUACCAAGUUACUGGUACCUUCUCUGAUGAAGUUCUAUACAGACGUGGAGCACACUGGAGCUACCAGCGAGUUCUAUGACAAGUUCACAAUCCGCUAUCACAUUAGUACCAUUUUUAAAAGCCUUUGGCAAAACAUUGCUCACCAUGGCACCUUUAUGGAAGAGUUCAAUUCUGGGAAGCAGUUCGUGCGCUACAUAAACAUGUUGAUAAACGAUACGACGUUUUUGCUCGAUGAAAGUCUGGAGUCGCUGAAGCGGAUCCAUGAAGUGCAAGAAGAGAUGAAGAACAAAGAGCAGUGGGACCAGCUGCCUCGGGAUCAGCAGCAGGCCCGGCAGUCUCAGCUUGCUCAGGAUGAGCGCGUUUCACGCUCUUACCUCGCGUUGGCAACAGAAACCGUGGAUAUGUUCCACAUCCUCACGAAGCAGGUCCAGAAGCCAUUCCUCAGACCAGAACUUGGACCCCGAUUGGCUGCGAUGCUGAACUUUAAUCUACAGCAGCUCUGUGGCCCCAAGUGUCGUGACUUGAAGGUGGAGAACCCAGAGAAGUAUGGCUUUGAACCCAAGAAGCUGUUGGACCAACUGACAGAUAUUUACCUGCAGCUGGACUGUGCUCGGUUUGCGAAGGCCAUUGCCGACGACCAGAGAUCCUACAGCAAGGAACUGUUUGAAGAAGUAAUUUCCAAGAUGCGGAAGGCAGGGAUUAAAUCCACAAUAGCAAUAGAGAAGUUUAAGCUUCUUGCCGAGAAAGUAGAGGAGAUAGUGGCCAAGAACGCCCGGGCAGAAAUCGACUACAGUGAUGCUCCGGAUGAGUUUAGAGACCCUCUGAUGGACACCCUGAUGACUGACCCCGUGCGGCUGCCCUCUGGCACCAUCAUGGACCGCUCCAUCAUCCUGCGGCACCUGCUGAACUCUCCCACUGACCCCUUCAACCGCCAGACACUGACAGAGAGCAUGCUGGAACCAGUGCCAGAACUGAAAGAACAGAUCCAGGCAUGGAUGAGAGAGAAGCAGAGCAGCGAUCACUAAGCCAUCCCUCGCCACUGCUUCUGGAAGCAAGGCCAGCAGGGCAGAUACAGGCAGCGUCUGCAGUGAAGCUGCUGCUCAAGCCUUGGCAACCACACAUUGCCAGACCCAGAGUGACCAAACAGCAGAGAUCUGAAGGCACAUGGAGAGACGAGCCCGACUCCUGUACAUAUAUUUAAGUGACAAACACAGUGAAAAGCUUGGGGACGGGUUAGGAUUGCCUGUGUAAUAAAGCACGUCCUUCACACGUCACAAUGGAAGUCUUAGUGAUGAGAAGUGGGCGGGGCAGCUUCCCCUUCAUCUUUUGUUUUUGUUUUGUUUUGUUUUUGUUUUUAAAUCCAGUAUCCAUUGAUUUGAUUGUGAUUAGAGAACUUGGACCUUUUGCUGCUAAAGAAUCUCCACCCUCCCCCCCCCCCUCCUUGCCCGACUUGCACUGCUCUGGAUUUUUUAAAGAGAAGCAAAAACAAAAACAAACUCCUUUCCCUGGCCCUCCAAACCAUAUAUUCUGUGAGAUAACUGUGCCUGCAACAAAGUGUUAAUCCUGGGAUCGUAUUUUUAUAUCAUAUUCACAUAUUUGUUUUUUUAAUUGGUGUUAGAUGACAUGAUUAAUAAAAAAGGCAAGAUAUUUUCAGAAUUUGAAUUUCAGUUUUUUUUUUCUUUUAAAAUGUCCCUUUAAAAUUUUUUUAUUGUAAAAAAAAAAAAAAAAUGAAGAGAAUCCUGUUGCUCUGGUCCUUCUAACAAGCCCUGAAUUAGGAAUCCAAGCGACAGGUGCAGCCAUGGAGUGGCUUCAGUAUCAGGACUUGUGUGACUUGGGGUUGGGGAGGGUGAGGGUUGGGUUUUUUAAUGCUAUGUGACAGUUCUAAACCUUUACCAUUCUCCUCUGAGGGUAAAUCAAUUCCUCAACCCAGGGUUCAUUUGUAUGACAUGUUCUUUGGGGUUUGGCCUUACCAAAGCAAAAAAGAGGUACAAGAAAUGUGGAAGUAUGUCUGCCUGUUGAACACCCAGACACACAGCCACGUGAGCAUAAGACGCUCGCUCGUUUUGUAUUACUGCUCUCCACGCGACAGACUUGAGUUCUUGAAUUUCCUCUGGGGUAAAAAAGGAUUUGAAACCAUAAAGUGUUUUGAAGAAAUUAAAUCUACAAAAACAUACUUUCUUUUUUCUUUUCCUUUUUUUCCCCUCCACAGACAAUGUCUUUCUCUGUUCAAUUCCUAACGCAAACUACAAUAAAUGGUGAUACGCAGUCGGAAGGAA